AUGCUUGAAAACCGAAUGCUCCACUACACUGAUCGAAAAGGAAUUACACGAUUAGAUAUCAUGAAAUCGAUACCUCAAGAUUCUGGAGAGUACACUUGUGAAGCAUACAAUGCCCUAGGAAAAGAUUUCACCCAUAGUCAUGUCCAAGUCAUCGGAAUGAGUCUAGGACGGGGUACGCCAUCCACUUCACGUUGCGCGAGCCCAAGCGUCCCUCCAUCUUCCUCUAAACCACUCGAAUCACGUGCUCCAGUGAUAACUCGACCACUCGAAGACGCCGUUGUAGCAAUAGGAAAUCGCGAGCUCUUCGAACUCGAGGUGGACAGCGUUGCUUCGGUGACCGUUGAGUGGUACCAUGACGGUAAACUGGUCGCAGAAAGUCGGACUAUGCGGACGUACUUUGACGGACGAGUAGCUUUCCUGAAGAUUUACGAAGCAUUGCCUGAGCAUCACGGAACAUACGUUUGCAAGGUCUCCAACAAAUUUGGAACGGUGCAAUCUGCGGCCAUGCUCACGGUCGAAGAGAAUGUGUCCGUACAUUUGCCAAUGAUGCCCGUAUUUAUCACAAAACUCAAAGAUGUCACGGUUGAG
Messenger RNA from Ostertagia ostertagi, 588 nucleotides. The record is from the annotation of a GenBank genome assembly. Lineage: Eukaryota; Metazoa; Nematoda; Chromadorea; Rhabditida; Trichostrongylidae.